This is a messenger RNA of Malaya genurostris, 2821 nucleotides long. RefSeq lists its product as uncharacterized. The transcript has 7 exons. The coding region runs from base 743 to 2692 and encodes 649 amino acids. Lineage: Eukaryota; Metazoa; Arthropoda; Insecta; Diptera; Culicidae. The record is from RefSeq and is a predicted model, not a curated record.
UACUACACAUCGCGGUUACCGAAGUAACGCAAAAUACAAAACAGUACCGAUCCGUUCGUCUGCACGUUCGCAAGGAUCUGCUCGGCGCUGCUGCUACCCGUCUCGUGUGUUUUCCGUGCACCGCUUGUGUAUCAAGUGUUUGAAUAUCCUCAUUCCUAUUCUUACCACUGGGCUAAUCCGGAAGGGGGUGGUCGACUAGCACCCUUCAACUGAGCCCAAGUGCCUGCCGUUUGCUACCCAAACUAGCGCACGAGCGAGUGAGUGAGUGAGUGAGUGGGCAGACUUUAAACCGAGCACAUGACCAAUAAUCAUUUGAUUUUGUGAAUUACCAAGAUUUGGUUCGGAUUCUAGCUUUAAAGGAUAACGAGCGCUCACCGGUGCCACACACGCCAGGACGAGCAGCUGGUGCGCUAGAAACUUGUCUACUUGCCAGCCUUGCUUAUGGACUCCAGUGUUCAGCAAAUUGUUCCUGUUUUGUAGUUUGUUUCAAGUGUUUUCUUUUUUGUUAGUGCGUAAUAAUUUAUUUUUGGGUUGCAUUCGAAAAAAAGGCAAUCAUAAGAAAGAACGAAUAACAAGUUCUACAACCUUAAAAGUGGCCAAGUGUUAUAAAGCGAAUUAAGAAUCCGUAACAGCAAGUUCAUUCCGGAAAAGUUCACAACGUCUUCGGUGCUCUUCAAAGCAGAACGUUCCCUGCAAGACAUAAAUUCUUCCGUCACGGUGCUAUGAUUUCACUCGACACUAAAUGGCUCCGCAAAAUUCUACAUUAAUUCACGGAUCCGCUGGGGGUAGCUCGACCGUCUCCGUCGAAGAGGAGCUGAGCAGCUACAGUCCAAUUCUUCCUGCCAAGGCUAACCGCCGAAGACAAGCGUCUCCAAGACCUGUUAGCAUUGCUGCACCUCCACCACCUCCAAAUGGUGGAAAAUCGAUCGGCAGCACUAAACCGGAUGCACAACGUUCUUCCCGGUGUAAAGACGGUCUUCGCGAAGGAACUGAACAGGGAGCGAUAAAACGCGAAUCGCAAAACCCAAUCACGUACUAUCGAGAUUCUGCCAGUGAUACGGACGAGGAAGAACAGGAAAAAGCUACUUCAACGAAUCCUGGAAGUGCCAACAACGACGAUGAUGACGAAAUCGAAAUUCCCAUCUGGAUCCGAGGAGAACCGCGCUUUGUGGCGGGAAUCAACGACGCUACCACAUGCAACAAUAUCAUUCAAGCGCUGAUCGAAGAUGAACUGCAAAAUGGCAACUAUGAAACUAGUACCGUGGAUGUCGCAGUGUCGCGUGAUGUCAGCGAUUACGUGAUAACGGAACGAUGGCGUGAGGUUGAACAAGUGUUGACUGGCGACACACGAGUACUUUCCAUCUGGAACGCAUGGGGCGACGCCAAGAACGAGGUACAAUUUCGCCUGAAAAUCAAUAAAGCUAACCUGGAAAAUGCCAAAUCGAGCAAGGAACAUAAAUCAAAAAAGCAGAAGGAGAAAAUUGGACUCAUCAAUCGCAUGAUGAGAAAAGUACUCAAGCAGGGCGAGGCCAUCCAAAACCAUCUAUCCAUGUUGAGUCAAAAAUCUGCCGAGAAACGGAAUCAAGACAAAUUCCGCAAAUAUGUCAGGAAGAACUACGGAAAAACUGCCCUGAUGGAAAAUUUCCUCGAAGAUGCCACGACACUGUAUGACAUAUCGCUACCAAAUGAGGACUCCGAAGAUGCAUGCAAGUGCAAGGACAAUACACGCCGAAGCACUUUCCCCAGUAAACUGUUUUCAGCCAAAAAAGGCAAAGAUGCCAAGACACAAAAGCCAAUACUGUACGAAUCAACCGAUCAGUUGGGUGAUCUGAAAAACGAGGACGAACUUCUAUUGGUUAUUGAGCACACCUCCGAUAGCGACAGUGGAAUCUUUACUAACAAUCAACUAGGUCGAAAAAAUACGUUACCGAAAAAGCCAAGUUUCGGUUCGAUGGUAGAAAUCGACAAACUCACCAAAGAACCGGCUGAGGAACUAUUUAUGGAAACAACGCCCAAGCGGAAGUUCCGUUACAAACGUCGCUCCGGUUCGCUACGCAGUCGUAAUGCCAACCGCCGCAAGCUCGACUACGACAGCGAUGAUGUAACGCCACCCAUUGAUGACUUUGAAAACAUUAAUCUCGAGCUGCGAAAAGGAACAUUCAAUCGAACCUCGUUCCGUUUUGAUCUGAUACGGCAGGAAAUUUCUACCAAAAUGCAAGAGAUGCAAAAUUUGCUCAAACAGGAAGAAGACCUUCUGCGGCGAUUAAAACUGAAAAGUGCCAAAUUUCACGCGGAAAAUCAAAUCUACCGGUCCCACAUCGGACUGGAUUUCCACGUUGAACGCUUGCAGGAAUCCAUCGACCACUGUGCUAGAGAGAUAAUCGAAAUCGAGCAGGAUCUGCUAAAAACGAAAACUGAAAUCGAAGAGAAGUCGCCGCUGAUCGACAACCUCAAAUCAUUGCUGGAGGCGCAAGAAUCCAAACAAUUUAGAGGAUAUUAUUCAUCGUAUUCUCCCUCGGGCUCGACAGCGGACAGCUUGAAUUCUUCAACUGCGUUGGGAGCGAGAGCUCUACCUCGGAGUAGCGCAACCUCGUCCAAAACCAGUCUGUCCUCCCGGUGUAACUAUAGGGAAACCGAGUUUGUUGACAAUAUAUUCGAAUUUUGUGAUAAUAAUCAAAGUUUUGUGGUCUAACCGGGAAACAUAACGUUGCUUACUAAAGCUUACUAAAAAUAUAUGUUGAUACGCGAAUGUAGUGCUCAAAACCUGUUUAUGUAUAUUUAAAGCAAAUAUUUUAACUGUUGUUCUAUAUAUUUUAUUAUU